AUGUGGCGAUUAGUUGAUUCCAUCCAUUGGCGUGAUCACUUGGUUGACUCGUGUGCAAGCAACCGGGGCACAAUGGGCCACGAUGAUCCAACGGACGCUAAAAGGGUACUUGUCCGGAGUUUCCUCCACUACGUUGAACUCAUGAAGAAGGAUUACGACUGUAUGGGACAGGCGCGAACACUGCAAAUGCUCAAUGAAUUACACGCGAGAGCAAAGGAUGAAGCUCUGAUCAUGCUGGAUAGUGAAAUAGCCGCAGAUGAUCCCGCGGUGGUGGAGCAGUUUCGAAAUCGAUUGAUGCAGAACAUUGAACUACAGCUGGACAAGCGAAGAAAUGAACUUGAGGAUCUUAUUAAGUGGAAAGCUGUUCCCCGGAAUGGUAACAACGAUGGUGGAAUCGACGAGAGACUGAAAAAAGAACUGGAUCAACAGAAACAGCAUUACGAAUUGUUGAUGAACAACACGUUGGAUGAACAGAAAGAGCAUCAUGCAAGAUUGAUGAAAGUCCAGCUAGAUGAACAGAAACUAUUUUACGAAACCUUGUUAGAGACGAAAGCCACAGAAAUGAACAAACUCAAACAGGAGCUGAACCGAAUUUCUAGUGAAAAGGAAGAACUACAACGGCGACUUGAGGAAAACACUAGCGAAGCAACAGAGAUGGCUGACUUUCUUUCCCGUUUUGGGGGACAGGAGAACGGAUUCGAUAGCAUACAACAGAAACAAUGUGUAGUAAUGCUGCGGCAACUACUGGAGACAAGUAAUGCCAGAACAACCAAGGAGAUGCAAAACGAACUGGAUAACCAAAAAGCAGUCUAUGAGGAAAUGCUGAAAUCCAAAGACCGCGAACUGGAAGAACUCAGACAGGACCGGGAACGAUUGUCUGGAAAAGUUGAGGAACUACAGUGUCAAUUAGAGUGUAGCUGCAACGAAGCGGUGGCAACGUUGGAGCACCGAGCCGCGGAAUUAGGUCAACUCAGAGAGGAAAGAGAUCGAUUGUCCAAUGAAGUGAACAGCCUGCGCCAACAAGUGAUGACAGGCACGAAAGAAGCAACAGAGCAGGCUGCAAGACACAAAGCUGAGCUGGAGGACCUAACUGGAUCUUGGCAACAGAUGCUGCGAACCAAGGAAGAGCUGCUUGAGUUCAAAACGGCAGAGCUUACUAGAAAUCCCAAUCUAUUUUUGGAUCGGAAAGAUGAAGAGAUCCGACAGCUCAAAACGGAAAUUUUGUUGAAAGACAGAAGCAUUGAAGAUCUCAAGACACUGCUACACACAGUCGACAAUAGCAAUGAAAUCCGAAAGGCCAGUUUACAGGUUGGUGGGGCUGGCGGUUAA
Opisthorchis viverrini is the source of this 1329-nucleotide messenger RNA. RefSeq lists its product as hypothetical. The transcript is spliced from 24 exons. NCBI's taxonomy places the organism in Eukaryota, Metazoa, Platyhelminthes, Trematoda, Opisthorchiida, Opisthorchiidae. The record is from RefSeq and is a predicted model, not a curated record. Bases 1 to 1329 code for a protein of 442 amino acids.